GGUAAGCAUACACAAGUGAGCAGUAGCAGCAGCGUGACAGCAAUGCUGUUUAAUUGCAUUAUUUGGUUGGACUGCUGGAAGUAACAGUGCACAUGAGCGCGCACAGGAUACAACAACUCAAGGGUCAUAUUUUGCCUGAAAAUAAGACCACAGCAAUGGCAGUUUCUUCAAGUCCUCUGACCACGCAUGUGUUGAAUACUGCCAAGGGUGUUCCAGGAUCCAACAUGGCCCUCAGCCUACAUCGACUGGAUCCCUCAUCUGAGACCUGGAUGAUUAUCACCACUGGGACCACAAAUGCAGAUGGCCGUUGUCCUGGACUCAUCACACAGCAAAUGUUUUUGUCUGGUGUGUACAAACUGCGUUUUGAAACUGCUCCAUACUGGGAGAGUAUGGGAGAGACCUCCUUUUACCCUUACGUUGAGAUUGUCUUCACUAUAAACAACCCAGGCCAAAAGUACCAUAUACCUCUGCUCCUGAGUCGCUUCUCAUACAGUACCUACAGAGGAAGCUAGUGUCUGCGUGUGCUUAGCUGACCAAGAUGCUGACCUACGGCCUGGAUUCGGUCCCAGGGCGCCACAUGAUUGCUGGCCACUGCUCCUCAAGAGGAUACGUUAAAUGCUGAGACAAAUUUUGCUGCACAUUGUACAUAUGACAGAAAAGGACAUUAAAGUACAUUAAACUGUACCACCUGACUGUUAGAUGGCCAAUUUUGAAACAAAUUGAAUUGGAUUCCUAGGUACAGUCGGCCCUCGCAAUAUUGCGGUUUGAUUAGCGCUCCCUCGCUAUAUCGCGGUUUUAAAGAAAUUCAUUAAUUAAUAAAUGGCCGCUGUUUCAUGGUCGGCUAUGGUCUGUAAUUAGUCAAAACAUAUUGGAAUACAAGUGAUAUGUAGUAUUCUGGUCACUAGAUGGCAGUAAUAAGACACUGACACCGGUGUAGUGUGGCGAGGUGUCACUACACAAGUAAGUAGUUCUUCGGCAUAACAAUGUUAAUAAUAAUGACAAUGUCGCUGUAACUUGGUUAAUAUGCAGGUCACAUUAUGUAAAUGGGGCUUUGUUGGUGGUUUUUGGAUUUUUUUUUCAGAAGGCUUUAUAAGCGAAAUAGUUGCAUCCAGUUACAUGCACUCUUAGCUGUCUCUUUUUAGCUCGUUUUGUAUCUUUAGAACGCACAGAAAAGAGAAGGACCUGUGUUCAAGUCUCACUAAGGAUUGUGGAUUGUGGCAAAAUUUCCAAAAAAGUACAGUUUUCCUUUAACAUUGAAUUCUAUCUCACAGAAAUUCAUUUAACGCAGUCGGGUCUGGAACAAAUUAACCAUUGAUGGAAGACUGUAUUUACAACAUGGAAUCAUACAAUGUGCACAAAAAGGAUUUUCUUUUCUUGGCAAUGUAAAGUCAACACUUGAAAAUUUCAGUAUUUAAUGUUUUCUACCAGAUUACGGCAUUUAUCCAUGUUUGACAAAGGGAUAAGCAAUACUUAUAAUGGGGGUGUAAUGCAGUCUAUUGGGGUGAAUUAAUGGCAAAAUGUUGACAUAUGUUGUCUUGUUUUGACAUUACAACUGAAUUUACACUUCUUUACUUGACUUGAAAUUAAGGACUUGAGACUUACAUAACACUGACUUGAUCCCCCUCUGCUUAAUAAUACAUGAAAAAACACACCACUGAACAUAUCUUAAGGUUGUUUUCAUUAAGAAUGUAUCGUGGGUAUUUGAAGGGUUAAAAAUACAAAUGAAUUGAUGUUACACCUACUUAUUAAAAGAAG
Messenger RNA from Dunckerocampus dactyliophorus (ringed pipefish), 1755 nucleotides. RefSeq names its product 5-hydroxyisourate hydrolase-like. Gene Ontology annotation, biological process: purine nucleobase metabolic process. Bases 93 to 512 code for a protein of 139 amino acids. The record is from RefSeq and is a predicted model, not a curated record. NCBI's taxonomy places the organism in Eukaryota, Metazoa, Chordata, Actinopteri, Syngnathiformes, Syngnathidae. Gene Ontology annotation, molecular function: hydroxyisourate hydrolase activity. The transcript has 4 exons.